AUGAAAGACAUGGAAGACAAGUACCCUGAGUAUGAUGAUAAGAGUUACGAUGAACUGUUUAGUGAUUUCCAGGAACUCACAACGAGACGUAAUAGAAUAAUCAAUAACAGUAGUCUUGAUCCAACUGAUAUUGAUAGUGAGAUUAAGUAUGUAAAAAGUUUAAUGGAAAAGCUGUCUGCUAAUCAACAGAGCACGUCAUUCACUAGCGGUGAUGAUGGUAAGACGGUAACGAUAACGAACGGGAGUAGGGAGGUCACUGCACCCGCUGUUGAGUUCGUAGACAUGUCCGACCGUCCUGAAAACGAUAUCAGACCAGCCGUUGAAGACUUUAUUAGUAAGCACUACGAUAGGCGAGACUUCAAGUUUAACUUACACAGUGAUAAAGUAUCCGAACUACGAUUAAACCUUAACCGGACUGGGAAGAACAACAGAACAUACCGACCCUUAACAAAUAGUAACACACGCGGUAAAGAACAGAUAGUCCUGAAACGUGUUAAUGGAGAUUUACAGUACAACAAAGCAAAUGUUGCUAAGGAGGCGGUUGCUCAGUUUAAGCGACAUGUUGAUGAUAUACUAAGUGAGCAAGCCACUAACUUCCCAGUGAUCGAGACAGAUAUGGAGCGACCUCGCAUAAAAGGUCUAGACCAAGAAGAAAACCGAGAUUUAGAAGGUGUAGUGAACCCAUCCGAUUACAUAGACCCACAGUCACGUAUUGGGGACAACGGAGCUUUACAAAUUCAAGCGGACCACUUUCAGAAAGCACUGGACAGGACAAUUGAUCAAAGGGAUAGAACAAAUGACCCCAUGGAGUUCAUAGAGUUACAGGAGAGAAUAAACGGUCUCAGGGAAGCUAGGGACAGGACACUCCAACAGAGGGAGAUAGAAGAAGUGAGAGCACAGCAGGAAGAGGAUGUUAGUAGACUGCAAAGGUUUAAAGAGUGGGCUAAGGAGAAUAUGCUAGGUCUGUCUGCCGUUGCUAUCACAGUCGCUGGAAUUAUCACAACGGUUGUCAUAGGAGCUCGAACGGCUAUUAUCAAAGGUGCUCAGGCCACAAGUAAGUUCGCUAAAGCUCUUGCCAACCUAGGGAAGAAACUGGGACCAAUGCUACUACCACUGUUUAACAUGCUGGCGAAGCUUGUGUCACUAGGUGCAAAGGGUCUGGCUUGGUUAGCAAGCAAUCUGUGGGUCCUAGCUAUUGCAGUCGCUUGGUUUGUAUAUGACUACUUUAAGGAGAGGAGGAGAAAGAAGUAA
Molecule: messenger RNA, 1251 nt
Organism: Paramuricea clavata
Lineage: Eukaryota; Metazoa; Cnidaria; Anthozoa; Malacalcyonacea; Plexauridae
Source: the annotation of a GenBank genome assembly